Anneissia japonica is the source of this 4503-nucleotide messenger RNA. Its product is annotated as inner centromere protein A-like. Gene Ontology annotation, cellular component: kinetochore; midbody; nucleus. Gene Ontology annotation, biological process: metaphase chromosome alignment; mitotic cytokinesis; positive regulation of protein serine/threonine kinase activity. Bases 165 to 3770 code for a protein of 1201 amino acids. The record is from RefSeq and is a predicted model, not a curated record. NCBI's taxonomy places the organism in Eukaryota, Metazoa, Echinodermata, Crinoidea, Comatulida, Comatulidae. The transcript has 17 exons. Gene Ontology annotation, molecular function: protein serine/threonine kinase activator activity.
UAGAUACUAAAAUCAGUUUAGUCUUAUUUAGUACCAAUGGAUGGAUGUCCUGUGAAAAAGAAAAUGGAUUCUGCCUUAUGAUUGGUCAAUCCAUUCUUUGAAAGGAAAUUUAAAAUAGGAGCUCUCAUGUUGGCAGGAUUUUCAAGUGUUUUCACAACGCAAAUAUGGAUUUGCCAGACUGCAAAGGUACAGGAAGUGGAUUUACCCUGUACUUGGAAACACAAAAGAAGAUAGCUGGGUUUUUGAAGACAUUUGAGGAGGAUCACAUAACAUGGCUAGAAGAAAUACUUCUAGAGGCCAGAAAAACAUUUUCAAGGAGAAGUUUAACGCUUUUGCCAAAAACACCAACAACAAAAAAGAGGCAUCGUCGAAUUCGGCCAAAUCCAGAAGAUACAGAUGAUAAUAGUGGAAGUCCUCCGGCAAAGAGAAGAGUACAAAGAAAAUCCAAGUCUCUAGAUGGAACAGUUGAAACUGAACCAAUUCAAUCUAGUGCACCUCUGCAUUCUACACGUAGCACUCGGUCUUCCAAUCGAGGAGGGACACAAGAAGGAGUUAGACGCACAACACGAAACAAACAAAAGCCGCUUAAGUCAGUUACUAUUAUGGAAACAAGUGAAGAAAGCUCAUCGGAAAGAGAAUCGGGAUCCUCUUGCAACACUGAGCAUAGUGAGAAGGAAAACCGGGUCAAAAAAUUAAUAAACCAACAUGAAAAGAUGAUUGCUGAGAGCUCUGAUGAUGAUGUCCAAUCACCAAAGCGAAUGUCUAAAUUCAGAUCGAAAAAACUUGAUGACAUUUCAGAGAAUGUGUCACCAGCGGAAAAACAAAGCCAGGAAUGUGUUGAAGAUAAACCGAAUGUGCUUCCAGCAGAUAAGCAAAUCCAGGAAUGUGUUGAGGUAAAACCAGUCCCCAUGGCAGAGAAACCCAUAUCAGAAGGACCAGUUGUUAAUGUGAAAGAGCCUAGUCCUGUUCUCGCUGAAGAAUCUGUUGUAGAAUCGGUCAUAACAACAACAGACGAUGAACAAAUUGACUCUCAGACAGUUGAGGAUACCAAACUCAACUCCUCCAAUGAGAAUAACAAAGAACUAACAAACUCUAAAGGAUCAUCCAGUUCAGAGUGUGUGUUUGAAGAGGAUGUAGUAGUUGAGGAAAGUAUAGAAGAGGACAGUUUAAAUGAAGGCAGCAAUGCAGCAUCAAUACCAACACAAUCAUCUUUUAUGCUGAACAAUGUAAGAAUGUCGAUCUCAAUGAGCAAGUCGAAGACCAAAUCGUCUAUGUCAAAGCGCCGGUUAUCUCGCGAUGCAAAUGUAAGGAACUCUGUGAGACAGUCUGUAAGGUGUAGUAAACGAUUGUCCAUAAUUUCACAAAAAUAUAAAAUAGAAAGCUGCAAAGAAAAAUCGCAAGAAAAUGAUUGCAUCAUUGCUGAAGGAAGGAUGUCGAUUUCAAUGAGCAAGUCGAAGACCAGAUCUUCUAUGUCAUCUCGCCGGUUAUCCUGUGAUGCAAAUGUGAGAAAAUCUGUGAGACAAUCUAUAAGGGCUAGUAAACGGUUGUCCAUGAUUUCACAAAAGAAUAUAAUGGAAAGCUGUGGAAAGAAAUCUCAAGAAGGAAGUGAUAGCAGUAGUCCUGAAGAAAAGAUUGCACCAUUCGCAGAAAGCAUACCAGUUGAGAUGCCAGUGGUAGCAGAAUGCUCACCAGCUCCGAUAGUAGUAGUGGCAAAAUGCUCACCAGUUCAUCAGAAUGCCAAUGAAAACUCAAUGGAAAGGGCAAAAUCUAACUGUUCAAGUGAAAGUUGUGUAGAAUUAGAAUCAGUGGAUGAUGCAGAAAAUGAGCCUCGGAGACAGACAAGAAGCCGUAAUAAACAGAUGAAGCCAUCCCAGCAGGCACCUCAACCUAACACUGAUGACACAGCACCUAAAACUAGCAACAAACGAAAGCAGACUCAUGAUUCUGAUGAGUCGAAGGAAUCCAGUCCUGACAAGAAGCCCACUAGAACACGAACUAAAACAAGGAAGUACACAAAAUCUAAUACACAGGAUACGGAUAGUGAAAUGGCUACUCCAGGAAAAGAGCAACAAACUAAUAGAAGUGUUAACACUGCGGAGAAAAUUAAAAAGGGAGUCAAGAGGUCAUCAGUGAGUGAAAAGGAGAAGAGAUUUUCAAAAGGAAAGAAGAUACGUCUUUCAGAUCCUGGCAAGGUGGAGGUUGUUGAACUGAGCUCCGAUGCUGUAGUCAAUCAGGAUCAAUCUGAGCAGUUUGAUGACAGCUUAGAACCUUCAUCUGCAGAGGAAAUGAAGGCGGAUGAGAAAAGUAUCAAAGAGCCUAAACGCAAGUUACGACGUACAACCCAAGACAGUGAUCCAGGGGCAACAGAGACUGUGUCCUUGGCUGCUGCUGAAAGCUCACCAAAUGAGGAUGACAUAAGAUCUAAAGAAUCUUGCGAUGAGGAUGUUGUUGAUAAGACACCUUCUCCCGUUUGUCCUGCUAACAAGAUUGUAAGACCACAUCCACAAUCUUUCCUGAACAAGAAAAAAGAUGAUGGUGUACUGCCAACAAAUGCUAAUGGUAUUAUUACUUCAUUCAUCAAAAGAAAUACUCCCAAGAAGAAAACAUUGAAGGAACGUCAAGAAGAGAUAAAAGCACAAAUUAGACAAAAGCAGCGAAAGGAAGAAGAGAUUAGGAAGAAAUUACAACAGGACAAGAAGAAUAAGAUGGAAGAACAGAAAAGGAAGCGAGAAGAGCGAGCUAGAAAGGCAGCUGAAGCAAGAGAACGUAGAAUCCUUCUCCAGAACGAGAAGAGACAGAAACUAGAAGAAUUUUAUGAGCACAAGCAGGCAUUUACAGAGAAGCAAAAAGAAGAGAAAAAACGGGAAGACAUGGAGAAGAAGAAAGUAUUAACAAAGAAACGACUAGAAGCAGAAGAGAGAAGACGCAUUGAAGAGGAUAAUAGGCAGGUGAAGAUGAAGCAACAGGAAGAGGAACUUAAACGUUACAAGGAGAUGAUGUCUAGAAAGAAAGAGUUUGAGGAGCAAGAGCGUCUGCAGAAACAGGAAGAAUGGCGGCAACAGCAGGAGCUGAGAAGAGCUGAACAAGAGAAGCAGAGACUGGAAGAAGCUAAAAGACGAAGAGAUUUGGAGAUGGAAAACGAAAGAGAACAACAGAGAUUGAAAGAGCAAAAGGAGAAAGAACGCAGAGAGCUCGAGCGUAUGAGAAUUCAAGAGGCAGAGAUGAGGGAGAGAGAAAGAAAAGCAAGAGAGGAAGCAGAAGAACUGAAGAAAAUUGAAGCUGAGAGGAUUCGAAGGGAACAAGAACGCAAAAAGGAAAGAGAACAUUUGAAACAGAUGAUGAUGAAAGAGAAGCAGCAAAUAGAUGCUACUGGUACACCAAAAAUAAAGCAACCACUGAGUACCAACAACACUGCCCUCAACACUACCGUCACCAAGGAUCCUGAAAUGCAGUCACCACAGUCUUACGAACUUACACCCCAAAGAGUUCACAAACCGUCGACAGAGGAAAAUUACUGUAUUGAUGACAUCAAUAGUGAGGAUUCUACUGAUGAUGAAGAACGUCCAAGGAAGAAGGUACCAUCAUGGGCCCAAGGUGCAGCACUAAGGUCUCACUUGAUCCACCAAAUUCGAUUCCCUAUAAAUUUGGAUAAGAUUUUCGGCCCAAUAGAACCUCCAGAUCUCACAAAAGUUUUCCAAAAGAAAAGAACGCGAUACUUAAAGAGAACCAGCUCAGCUGUAUGGAACUCACCUAUUUUCAACAAAUACUAGCUCACUGUGGAAUAGCAUUUUAAACAAAUGAAGUUUCUCAGCCUGUCUAUUUACAUCCAGUAUGUAAAUAUGCGGGUGUCAUGUAAAUAUGUAAAUUACUACAUAUGAUCUGAAUAGUGUCAGUGUUUAAAAAAGGAAUAAUUCUCACCCUAUAAUUAUUUGAUCGUUUUCUUUUUAGAUAUUGUAGUCAUUGAUUUGGUUUUGUUGGUAUUGUGAGAAAGAAUUUGUCUACAUGUGUUGUUUAAUUUUUACAGAAAAUUAUCUAUAAAAAUUUAUGAAAUUUAGUUUAAAUAUUAAUAUUAAUGAACUUAGAUUAAUAACUGUGGUAUUAACAUUAUAGAAACUACAAAAGUUGUUUUUUUUUUUUCAAACGUGUAUAUUUUCAAUAUAUUGGUAUUUUACUGAAUCAGCGAUAUCACACCAAUUUGUUAGUAUGAAAUUUGAAGAUUGUAUAAUAUUGUGAAUCAAUAGAGGCAGGUACAAAUACUGUACUGUAAUAAAAAAUUUAAGAAGGUGUGAUGACAUUUCAACAAAAUAUUUACUUCCAUCGACAAUGUAUAACAUUGUUAUAAACAAUAGGAAAAGUAAAUACAAAUAAAGAUAGGUUAAAUAUUGAUGUACAUUAUAUUCAAAGUACCUGGUGAUUCCAAUGGAAGAUUUAAUGAAAUUUGAUAUAGUAUUCAGAGCUUUUUUUUUUACUUGUAAAAUUAAAGUAAUAUAGGGUGAGAAUGAA